AUGACGAAAUAGAAGAUAUUCAGAAAGAAGCUAAACAAGCAACCACUUUAUCAGAAGCAGAACUUAUAACAAGAGAUGAGCUUAUAUUAGAUGGCCCAUCUUCUAAAGAUAAUAACAAAGAAAAUAACCCUCUUUAA
Messenger RNA from Racocetra persica, 137 nucleotides. The record is from the annotation of a GenBank genome assembly. NCBI's taxonomy places the organism in Eukaryota, Fungi, Glomeromycota, Glomeromycetes, Diversisporales, Gigasporaceae.